UAGCAUUUGAAGUGUUAAGAUUUUAAUUAAAAAAAUCAUAAAAAUAUAAAAAUAAAUAUUUAAUAAUUUAAUAAAAAAAAUAUUCAUAGAAAAUAUUAAUUUAAAUUUUAAGUGUUUUAUCGUGAUUUGUGCAUUUAAAACACGCUAUCAUUCUCUUAAUUAAAAUUUAUAACGAAUUUAUUGGCAAUGCAAACAAAAAUUAUUUAUAAUUUAUUACGACUGUGUAUUUUGAUUGUGAUUUUGUGUCAUUAUAGCCAAGGUCAACAAAAAGAAGUCUCACCAAAAUUAGACUUUGAUGAAGCCGAUAACAAAAACGAUACAGUUCCCAUUGUACCGGGUGUUAAGAAAGGUAGAAAAGAUGAAGAUCACGACCUUGAAAGAGAAAAUGAAAGUGAUGGUGAAAAAAGAGGCAAAUCGGGACCAAAAAUACAUGGAGUCCGUGUUACCGUGGAUACAGGAGAUACACAUAAAUCGAAAGAAUCCAAAGAAAGUGUAGAAAUUACAGAUUUGGGCAAGAAUAAGAAAAGAGUUGGUAUACACACCGAUAUAACAUUCGAAAUUACAGCCGAAGGAGAUGAACAUACAAAUAAAACUAGCCGAGAACAGGAUGUGGAUAAAGAAGAUGCUAGCGUUCCCAUUUACAAAGGCCGCGGAGGUUCUAAUCAUAAAACUCGCAAACCUUACGAUCCCAAAACACAUUGGAAUCCAAAUUUCUCCACCGAAAGAAGAUAUGAUCACUCUGGUAGAGGAAAUUAUCCAGAUUACUAUCCCGAAUAUUAUCCCAACAAUGUGCCAGUGUAUAUUGGCUCAGCAGAUGCUAGAGGAGCUGGUAGUCCUAUAUAUCGCCAAUCGGAUGGUUGGAAUAGUUAUAUACCACGUUGGACUACAGAACGUUCUAUGUAUGUAGAUGCUUACAAUAAACCCAACGAUGUAUCGGCCUAUAGGAAUAAUGCUUGGAAGCCCUGUUACUGCUUGACAAAUAGUAAUGAGUAUAGAAGACGACGAGACAAUCAUCCCCACUAUCAUUAUCCAACACAGAGUGCGGUAAAUGUUGUUAAACCCACCAGUUCAUUGAUUAAAAUUGUUGAUGGCAAAUUGGAAUCAACAUUCUCGAGAAAAUAGUGAAACUAUUUCAACACACUCAGUGUCUGUAAAUAAUCCAAGUUUAGUUUAGAAUAUGAUUAAAUAAGAUUAUUAUAAAUACAUUCAUAUAUACGUUUUAAAUAUUACGGCUAGUGAUCGUAAUUUCCCAGAACUCUUAUCAGUUUUGUCUAUUUUACAGUUUACGCAAUAAUUACAAAAUUGUUUUGAAUUAAUAUUUAAUUUUUUUGUAAAUAAAGGCAUUCGAAACUUG
Messenger RNA from Lucilia sericata (common green bottle fly), 1354 nucleotides. RefSeq lists its product as uncharacterized. Lineage: Eukaryota; Metazoa; Arthropoda; Insecta; Diptera; Calliphoridae. Bases 187 to 1122 code for a protein of 311 amino acids. The transcript has 4 exons. The record is from RefSeq and is a predicted model, not a curated record.